Molecule: messenger RNA, 1217 nt
Organism: Phyllostomus hastatus (greater spear-nosed bat)
Lineage: Eukaryota; Metazoa; Chordata; Mammalia; Chiroptera; Phyllostomidae
Gene: LYSET
Product: transmembrane protein 251
Exons: 2
Coding region: 331-840 (169 amino acids)
Source: RefSeq, a predicted model, not a curated record
UCCCGGGCCUGCCCAGUUUUGCAGGCUCGGCCAGUGGCCGCUGCCCGGCACUGGGAUCCCGGUGCUGCGAGGCAGAGAGGCCGGGGCCUGACGCCGCCUGCGCAGCCCUGGUCGCGGCCCGCGGAUGCUGCAGCGUGACAGGGGGCGGGGUCGGCUAGGGAAUCUCCCGGCUGGGCCGGGUGACAGAGGCUGGGGGCUCCGGGAGCAGCGACAGGGGCCGAUCCGCCGCGAGACCCGCCUCAGUCACGCCGUGCUUAAUCACAGUUAGCUUGUGCUCCAGGCUGGUCGCGUGCACCGUUCUCCCAGCCGUUGACCCCGGGGAUUUCUUUUAUGGUGGCUUUCUCUGACAUGCCAAAGCUACCCGAGUAUUCUGAACUGAGUGACUCUUUAACGCUUGCCGUGGGAACAGGAAGAUUCUCGGGACCAUUGCACAGAGCAUGGAGAAUGAUGAAUUUCCGUCAGCGGAUGGGAUGGAUUGGAGUGGGAUUGUAUCUGUUAGCAAGUGCAGCCGCAUUUUACUACGUGUUUGAAAUCAAUGAGACUUACAACAGACUGGCCUUGGAACACAUUCAGCAGCACCCAGAUGAGCCCCUUGAAGGGACCACGUGGACACACUCCUUGAAAGCUCGGUUACUCUCCCUACCAUUUUGGUUUUGGACAAUCAUUUUUCUGAUCCCUUACUUACAGAUGUUUCUGUUCCUCUAUUCUUGUACAAGAGCUGACCCCAAAACGGUGGGCUACUGUAUUAUCCCCAUAUGCUUGGCAGUUAUUUGCAAUCGCCAUCAGGCAUUUGUCAAGGCUUCUAAUCAGAUCAGCAGACUACAACUGAUCGACACAUAAAAUCAGUCACCGUUUUUUCCUCUUGAUUACCCAACUGCCAGCACUGUAAGGAACCCGAUCACAAGACUGCAGUUUUUCCACAGAUCUCAGGAAGUUGUGGUGGGGCGGAGGCUUUUUAAAAAAUGUGACUAGGGGGGCUAUCCUUAACUGAAUAAUAAGGACAUUUUAGGUAAAGCCUGAGAUACAAUACUUCAAAAUCAUGUUGAUGUCUUCAGAUUUUGGAAGUAAAACCGUGUCUGUUAUUUUUAUUCUACUGUGAAACAUAGUGAUGGUUCAGAAAUUUUUUCUUUUGGGGGAAAAUGAGUGUGGACAUUUUUUAUUGUGUUUAACAUGUAAGAAGACCCAAAUGUGGUCAUAAAAUUUAAACUUUCCAGUUA